AAAGCCCAUAGUUGUCGGUAGGGUUCCGCCGGGCAGGGUCCACAGUUGGUCUCCCAAAAUUGGUUCCAUGGGCAGUGAUGUCCAGAUCCGCCGGAUAUGAUCUCCGCCACAUCGAGAUUGACAUCCUUUGGCAGGGGUACUGUUGGGUCUAAAUUGUUGUGCAACACGAUUGUCGCUGAACAGAGGGGAAGGACUUAUUCCCCAUGCAGCGCCUACUUUACCCCAUGCUCCAGAACCCUGAGAAUCUACUAGCAACGUCCUCAUGCAGGUGUAGC
This is a messenger RNA of Aspergillus pseudonomiae, 275 nucleotides long. RefSeq lists its product as uncharacterized. NCBI's taxonomy places the organism in Eukaryota, Fungi, Ascomycota, Eurotiomycetes, Eurotiales, Aspergillaceae. The transcript has a single exon. The record is from RefSeq and is a predicted model, not a curated record. Bases 97 to 252 code for a protein of 51 amino acids.